Molecule: messenger RNA, 7733 nt
Organism: Pogonomyrmex barbatus (red harvester ant)
Lineage: Eukaryota; Metazoa; Arthropoda; Insecta; Hymenoptera; Formicidae
Gene: GABA-B-R3
Product: gamma-aminobutyric acid type B receptor subunit 3
Biological process (GO): gamma-aminobutyric acid signaling pathway; G protein-coupled receptor signaling pathway
Cellular component (GO): membrane; G protein-coupled receptor heterodimeric complex
Molecular function (GO): G protein-coupled GABA receptor activity
Source: RefSeq, a predicted model, not a curated record
AGAGAGAGAGAGAGAGAGAGAGAAAGAGAGAGAGAGAGAGCGAGAGAGCGUGAUCCUGUGGGAUCAAAGGGCGGAAGUUCGAUUGGACAUCCCCGGCUAGUGCGUAAAUUGGAUGUGUCGUGCGAUACACAAAUUGGAUGCGUUGUGAUGAAGAGUUUCAGUGACACUUUACCGAAACGGCCGUGAGAGCAUCGAGAUUAAUCGGAACGAGGACUGCCGGACUGCUAAUAUCGAGUAAAAACGGGACUUAGCAGAGCUUCAAACGAAGGUGGCGAAGUACCAGAAAGGGAAUCCCGCCUGCGAAAGUUAGCAAAGAGACCGCCGAAAUCAAUUUCUGGUGAAGCCGUGUGCGAGAGAAAUGUGGCCGGGAGAGGAAUGCCGCACAAUUUUACGAUGAGGAGAAACCGGAAGAGCGCCUCGAGUCGUCACAGAAUCGACGACUGAUUAUGACGCGCGUCCGCACGCGGCGGCAUUUCUCUCGUCUCCUCCUGUUGUUCUCUUCCUCCGAAAUCCUCCAGGCACGCCACUGCCUGACCCUCCUCCUUCUUGGCCUUACCUCUCUCCGCACAGUCAUAUCGUGCGACGAGAAGACGAGGCCCCAGAGCCGUGACCUGAGCGCGCUUCCCCGUUACCUUGACGUAAGAAGAUACUCGGAGCGGAAAGACCUCUACGCUUCCAAACUGAUUCCGGAAUGGAUGCAACACGAAAACGAAGCUUCGAGCAUGGCUGGUCAAAGUGUUAGCGACGUAACCGGUAAUGAUCAUCCCAGUGAUUCGCUGAAAAGUCGGAGAAACCGCGAUGGAUUCGAUUUGUCAGUGAUAAGACGAGAUUACUUCGACGAUGAUAACUUCGCGAGCAAUAUUAAUGAUCAAAUGCAUUCUGGAUCUGCGAGUAAUUAUCCGAAAGGAAAAUCUGACGAUCGAUUAGAUGAACCUGCGAGAAAUUGGCGAAUUAGUAAAUCGAUCAAUUUUGUCAGCAUGAAGCAGCGUGAAGAAAAUGCGAAGAAUUGGUUGGACGAUCUAAUUAAGAAGCGACGUGAUGUGCCAACGAUUCAAGUUACUCCUUAUGAGGUGAAUCGAGCUGUGAUGGACAAAGUUCAAUUUCGCGACAGUGAUAAUGAAGCAAGUUCGACGAUUUUAAGCGGGCCUCGCCGAAGUGUCGGCAAUCUAGCCGAGAACUCCGUUAACGAUCGCGAUGCAGAGAACGGAUUAAUCCAAGUGUCGAUCGAUCGAUUGCAUUCGCGCGAGGUUUCGAGUGUCGGUCAUUCGUCGGAGCCGACGAGAAGCCGCCGGAAUCGUGAUGAAGUCAGUUUCGACGGGGGUAAACGGACGAGUGUAAACGAUGGUAAUUUAUUCGCCGAAACGCCCGUUAAUCGUGCGAAUGAACGCACGAGCGAUUAUUCGGCUCAUCGUAGUUUGCGCUGGAGCGAGGCCUUAACCCGAUCGAGCGAGCACGAUAUUAAUGUUCCGGCGGAGCGCCCCGAUGAUCUCGCGGAUGAUCGAAGCGAUCGCGAGAGCUUCGGCUUUAGAGCCGCGAGGCAAACUCAUUUAAACCGUCGCAAUAUCUACGCGCUUGAUAAUCGAAACGGCGGUGCGCGCGGAUCUGAGAGCUCGGCCGAUCGGCUUCGCGAGAGCGACGGUUUCGUAAUAAAUGGCAUCCGUAAUGAGUUUACGGACUCCGUGAACGCGAACGGUUCAAACAACGUCGGCGCGAUUGCGAUUGAUGCAGUUGCCGACGACUUCGACAUUGGCACCGCCUCGAUCGAGAACCAGGCCGAGCCCGGCGGAAUUUCGGAAAUCGAGAAUCGAACCGACGUCCACUUGGAGUACGUCGACAGUCCUUUGAAUCUCGAUGAGGUGGAAAUCCAUGGGGCGAAUUGUCAUAACGCCGCAUGCUCCAGCGAUGACAUAUCGGUGAUUAGGAGGACAAAGUUUGGAAGAGCGGAGGAAUCCAGCGGGGAUCAAGGAUACGGGGACGGGGAUCGUUUGGCGCGAGUAAACGACAUAUCGAUGACGCCUGGCAACGACAGCGAUACCGUUAUCGACGUCGACAGCGAAGCGCCUUUCACCGGCUUCGAGGGUUCUCAGAAAUUUCCUGUAAAAAUCAAUCACAAGUCGCCGCCGGUGCCGCCGCAAGUCGAAAAGUUUGACAGGCGGCACUUCGGCCCGCACAAGGAGGACGUACUUGAAGAAACAUCUACAUGGUACCCGAACACCGUGCUUCCCGACCUACCGAAGAGUCCCAGCAGAGAUGUGCUUCAUCGCAAGACGAACGACGACGGUGCCGACGAUGGUGACGUAGACGAGGUGGAUGAGGAGGACGUUAGAAGCGAGGAGACGACAGAGGGGGACAGAGGGCGGAAUGACAUUUACGAUGAAUCAUGGCUACCCGGCACGUUGUCGGGAAAACGCUUGUCGAAUUUCUCGAGCAUCAAGCCCAGCACCGAUGAAAAAUUUGCAGUGACCUUGAACACCGCGGAUAGUGAGCUCGAGAACGCGACUCGCGAAAGGAAUGAUUUCGACAGCAGCGUGGAGAUCGAUGUAACGACGCCGAGUGCGAGAUCGGUGGAAAAGAUAAAUAUAACCAUCCUGGGUCUCUUUGAGAUGACAAACAGGACGGUGUCGAGACCGGAAGGAUCCAGCGAGCUUCAAGCGGCCAAAUUGGCGGUCCGGCGCGUCAACGACUUGAAUAUCUUAAAGCGCUUUCGCCUGCGGCUUAUUUACAAUGAUACUAAGUGCGAUUCCGGAGUGGCUGUGGAUAGAUUCUUUCACGCCUUGUACUCGACGAGGAAGAAACACCUGAUGCCAUUCCUUCUUGGCACCGCUUGUUCCGAAGUCACGGAGACACUGGCCAAAAUUGUUCCUUAUUGGAACGUGAUCCAGGUAUCAUUUGGCUCGACCGCACCUGCCCUGUCGGAUUCCAAUGAGUUUCCCCUGUUUCUGCGAACCGUCGCGCCGGAUUCGAGUCACAAUCCGGCUAGGAUAGCAUUGAUCAAACACUUCGGAUGGGACACCGUCACCGCGCUUUCGCAAACGGGCGACAUGUACUCCUUGGCAGUGAACGAUCUCGUUACGGAACUGGAGCAGGCGAAUAUCACAUGCACCGCCACCAUCACGUUCGCCGAGAACGACUACAAGGAGCAACUGCGAACCUUGAAGGAAUUGGACACCAGAAUCAUUAUCGGAAGUUUUUCACCGCGAUUGGCGCAACGUGUCUUUUGCGAGGCUUGGAAACUCGGGAUGCACGGUGGCGAUUACGCGUGGAUUUUACCAGGUGAUACCAUCGAUUCCUUGAAGAUAACCGGCGACUGGUGGCAAUUGCACGUCAGCAACAGGGGAGAGUGUUCGUUCUCUCAACUGUUGCAGACUCUGGAUGGCUUAAUCAUCGUCAAGAGUCACCCCACGGUCGUGGGAAAUGAGACCAGCGCAUCGGGAUUGACUAGUAAGAAAUUUAUUUCGGAGCUGAAUAAUACAGGCGUCACACACUCGAAAUUCGCUGGUCAAACUUACGAUGCCGUGUGGGCCAUGGCGCUCGCCCUCGCUGAAACUGAGGUUCUCCUAAAUCGACGGAACGAGAGCAUGUCGCAGUAUACGCACACGAGGAAGGACCUCGCCAAACUUCUGCUGAAGCAGCUUAAGAAUCUGCGCUUUAUCGGAGUUUCGGGUCCGGUUUCCUUCGACGAUGCGGAUCGCGUUGGCAUCACGGCAUUUUACCAGAUGCACGGACGCGAUAUUAAGAGAAUAGCUAUCUACACUCCCGAAGAUGAGAAACUGAUAAUGAACUGUCCAGGAUGUGAGGCUACAAGAUGGCCCGGAGGGCAAGUACCAGCGGCUCGUAGAGUCUUCCGAUUACGAAUGGUGACAGUGGCACCCGCCGCGUUCCUCGCUAUCACCUGCAUCGCCAGCGUCGGCGUCACCUUGGCUCUCGCUUUUCUGGCCUUUAAUCUUCAUUUCCGCAAGCACAAAAGCAUAAAACUUUCAAGCCCGAGGCUGAAUAACAUGAUAGCGGUUGGUUGCGGCCUGGUCUACGGUGCCGUUAUACUUUUGGGACUGGACGACGCCACGCUACCGGACAGCGAUGGUUAUUAUCCUACAGUGUGCAAGGCGAGAGUGUAUUUGCUGUCGGCCGGAUUCUCUCUGGCUUUCGGCUCGAUGUUCACGAAGACUUAUCGGGUACACAGAAUCUUUACCAGAAGUCGAAGCGGGGUCGUCAAGAACAAACUGCUCCAGGAUACCCAGUUGAUAUUCUUAAUCUGCAUGCUUCUGAUGAUCGACGUCGUCGUGGUGACCCUGUGGGUGAUUCUGGACCCGAUGCAACGUCACCUGCAAAAUCUUACCCUGGAAAUAAGCCCGCAGGACCGAGGGGUCGUCUAUCAGCCUCAGGUAGAAGUGUGCCGUUCCCAGCACACGAACGGCUGGUUAAGCGCUCUCUACGUUUACAAAGGUUUAUUACUCGUAGUCGGGGUCUACAUGGCUUGGGAAACAAGGCACGUAAAAAUUCCAGCCCUAAACGACUCGCAAUACAUCGGUAUGAGCGUGUACUUCGUAGUAAUUACGUCGGGUAUCGUCGUAGUGCUAGCCAAUCUGAUGCCCGACCGCGCGACCCUGGCCUUCGUCACGAUCACUGCCCUGAUUCUGGCCUCGACUACGGCGACCCUGGCGCUCCUUUUCUUACCCCAAUUGGCAAACAUCCUGGCGGGUGAGAGGGCUGACCCGGUCGUGCAGAGUCUCGGUCUCAAAAUUGAAUGCAAUACGCGUAGAUUCGUCACUGACGACAGAAGGGAGCUGCAAUAUCGCGUAGAGGUGCAAAACCGAGUUUAUCGUCGUGAGAUGGCACAGUUGGAAUUGGAAUUGGCCAGAUUGGAGAAGCAACUGGCGCAAGAGCCAGUGGAGCCGUCGCGCGCCUCAUCAAGCGCUUCGAUCCCGCAACGAAAUCCAAGUAUCGGGGGUGGUUUGCCUCUUUUAUUGCUUAGUGUCCUGCCGCCGGUUAUUCCCCGAGCUAGCUGGCCUUCCGCAGAUUCGUCCGGCAUACGUCGCGGUACCGUAGCAUUUAGCAGUCAACCGGAUUUGGAGCCGGGCGAUCCGAGACAAAGUCUGGCCGAUCUUUACAAGCUGCACCGUCGCCGAGAGACCGAGGGUCCGAAUCGAUUGGGCGUUUUUCAACGACUCUUCAGCCUCUUCGGCAGCAGGCCGAGUAGCAGAAAAACCUCCACCGCGUCGUUCACCGGGGUCGCAUCGGCGCUUCGAGUCCAUAUGGGCUAUAUCGCUGGUUUAGUGCCUGGUGCGAAAGCUGCUUCUACUUGCCAGGUGGAUGCCCAAGGCACACAGUCACCUCAUACGCGAUGCGGUUCAGGACCGAUAAUUAACAUUACUAGCGAGGAAGACCGUAGGUUGAGCCUAGCAGGGCUACGUCGCAAGGAAAGUAGCGAGCCUAAAGUAAAUUUCAGCUUGCCGCCACAGACGAGCGCGAGUCAGUCAUCCUCUCGAGAGAAGAUACGCGGCUCGCCCCGGUUUCCUCAUCGAAUAAUUCCGGCAAACAGUUUGAGCGCCAUUGCGCAGGGUACGUCAAUCACGAGACCACAUCGUUGGCACUCGAUGGAAGACGCAACGAAACCAAAAACUACUCAAACAACGUCUCGCGGUUCAUGUAGUCCCAACUCCGAUGGAUGGACCACGAACGAGGUCGUGAUUGCUUUCAGCGAACUGGCCAAUACCACCAGAACUAGGAAACCCCCGGAUUCCCUGGCCCUGACAGUCUCCGUAGACUCGAAGAUAAGCCCGAUCGACGCAAAACUAGGUAGUGAUCUAAGAAAACUGUUCAGAGAAAACGACAGCGAAGAGCCAGUCAGCCCUGUCGAACACGAGCUGAAGACAACGCGAUCGAAUUCGUCGUCCUCUUCGUCCCUGAAGAUAAUCGGUGCCACGAGCGAACCUAUACCAUUAAAGAAUUCAGAUUCCACCCCAGAGACUCGAAACAAUAUUGUUCCAAACUUCCACGAAGAGUCGAGAUCUCGUCCAAGUACGAGCCCAGUGAUCUCGGUGAUUGAUACGGAUAAUCCAGGGGAGGAGUCGAAUAACGAUGUCAACAAUCGCGUCGGUACUUCCUGCGAGGAGAAGAGACCGACUCUGUAACGUAAAAUACCAUGCAAGUAAUCGUGAAGAAUUUGUUUUAAGUGAUCAAGUUUAUUAAAGUUUAAAAGAGAAAAAGAUAUAUCAGGGAAAGAACUACGUUGAUUUUUUCCCGCGACACUUGAUAUUUCGACGUUCUUUCGGAAGUGGGACGAUGCGACUUCAUCGGAACUUUCAAAUGUAGUCGCUUAGACAAUCUGAAAAGAAAUUGAAAAUCUCUCUCUAUUUAGAUGUUUCGUGUGAUAAACGAAAAAAAGAGUAUCAACGUGAUAAGUAAAGUAAUUAGGUGCACGUUACGGAUUCGUAAUUAUGACACAUCUUCGUAUCUUUACGCAAUACAUGAAGAUUAUAUAGAUAAUAACAAGGGAAUGCAGUAUUUGUCAGAUAGUUUUAAAUUAAUAUUUCAAAAAAAAAAAACCGAGUAGAUCAUGCGAUAGUCAAUUCAUAAUCCAACAUUAUAUAGUGGUAACGUUGUUUAUCAUAAUUGAUUGUUUAUUGAGCAUUAUGAUUCCGUAGUGUCGGAGAGACACUGUGCAGUGGGCCGCUAUAAAAUCGACACUGUCAAUGCAAUAUAGAUCACCAAAGGGAAAAGACAAUAUAGACAACCCGGCUCAACUUGACGCGAGAGUUAACUUUAUUCGUGCUCAAAUCAAUAAGCGGAAUAGUGUGUCAUGAUCGAGCGGAGAUUCCACAAAGUGGCGUGUAAAUAUAUAGGUCUCCUGUUCGUAAUGCCCAAAUGCGAAGAUCAUGGACCAAUCGCAGUCGUAAUCUCAAACAUGUGUGUUCGCUAGUAACUGUGCCAAAAAAAAAGAAGAAAAAAAAAGAAAAGAAAAGCAAAUUACCUGUGACCCGUAAGAGUAUACGUUUGUCUUGGAAGAUUAUAAAAGGGACCAAUGCUUACAAUAUCCUUCCAAGUAUUUUUUUCCUUUGAUAGGACGAGUUCAAUAAUCUUGGCCCUGUUAUAAUUCGCAUUUUAAAAAAAUAUUAUUUUCGGAAAUAUAUUGAAGUUCCUUUCCUUACCUGAUAACGACAAAAAAAAAAUAACGAAGAUCAAAAUGAGAAACUUAAACAUAUCCUUUAAAAUACUCAAUUUAUAAUCAAUGAUAUAUCUACUUUGUGAAUAUAUUAUUGUGUUGUGUGAAUAUUCAAAGAUAUUUAGAAUAUUUCCGCAAAACUCUAAAACUUUAAAUGUUUCAGAGAAGACAAGCUGAAAAUACCCUUACGGGACUGCAAUCAAAGUGUUCAGUACCCCAAAUCUUUUCUCUAGUACCUGCGCUCAUGUGCAAUGAAAAUAUAUCUGCUCGAAGUAAAGCGACUUAAAAUAAGAAUGCCAUGUUUUGUUUGUAAAAUGCGUGAAUACGUGUUGAAAAUCGAUAUUUUCGUGCCAUCGAGUGUAAACGUAUAUACAUAUAAAUAUGUAGAUAAAGCAAGCAGUGAGGACAUAAUUCCUGUAAAAGGGUUUCCUUCCGUAAUCUUGCUAUCCGACUGGUUUCAUAACUCGGAUAUCUCGAUGUGUCAAUCAAUAAAAAAACUUUAUCGAUUAAGCAAUAAUCAGCAUUGUCUGUGCAAAUAAGAAUAGUAUAAUAAAGAACUAUAUAUAUUCUA